UCUAAUAGAACAUUUUUUAUUUAAAUUACUUUAUUUAUUUUUUAUUAUGCCACAUAAAUGCUGUGUUGCAACAUGCAAAGGAAAUUAUAAGAAUGGCCCGAAGGUGGCUGUAUUUAGUUUUCCUACGGAAGAACAACUGAGAAAACAAUGGAUUUGGAACUGCAAACGAAAAGAUGGAUUCAAGCCUACGAAACAUUCAAAGGUGUGUGAACUUCACUUCAAGCAAGAGGAUGUUCUGAGGCAAACUGAAUUCUUUGAUGAGAAAACUGGAAAGAAGAUCAUUAUACCAUUGUCAUAUCCUCGUUUAAAGAAUGGGUGCAAUUCCAAGUCUGUUUUCCUGAUGGUCCGAGUCAUCUUAGUUCCAGUGUUUCAUCAAGGGAAUCACCAGAGCAUAAAAGACUCAAAAGAGAACAAGAUGCACUCGAAAAAGCCUUAG
This is a messenger RNA of Stegodyphus dumicola, 436 nucleotides long. RefSeq lists its product as uncharacterized. NCBI's taxonomy places the organism in Eukaryota, Metazoa, Arthropoda, Arachnida, Araneae, Eresidae. The record is from RefSeq and is a predicted model, not a curated record. Gene Ontology annotation, molecular function: sequence-specific DNA binding.